Molecule: messenger RNA, 3210 nt
Organism: Laccaria bicolor S238N-H82
Lineage: Eukaryota; Fungi; Basidiomycota; Agaricomycetes; Agaricales; Hydnangiaceae
Exons: 6
Coding region: 1-3210 (1069 amino acids)
Cellular component (GO): mitochondrial outer membrane
Molecular function (GO): ATP binding; ATP hydrolysis activity
Source: RefSeq, a predicted model, not a curated record
AUGCGGUCGCAAACGCUCCUUCGCAAGUCCCAAUUGUUGCUUGCCGCACCCAUUCUCCCUCGCCGCGCCCUCUUUUCUUGUACAGAUUAUUCACGCCUACCACGAAACAAACGACCGCGACUUGAUCCCCUCAGUGUCUUUUCAAGUCGCUUCGUAUCGUCAACCGUACCGCCUUCGCAAGACGACUCCUUUAGCUCAUUACCAGAAUCUGUCGAUAACUCUAAAGAGCCUACCGAGAGCGUAGAAAUUACAUCGCCGGAGGAAAUCGACAAGCCUAAGUCGCGUCGGGCUAAAGUUACUUCAUCGCUGAGCAAAGACUCAGAAGCUCUUGAACUCCCGGAGGGACUUGACAUUCUAUGGCUACCUGAUGUCGUGCGAGAGGCAUGUAGCGACGAUCCCGCCACACUUCCUGCCGACGUCUUUGAGGAAGCUUUGAACAAUCUUCUCAUCACGCUUCACCCUCAAAAUCAGCACCGAGCAACAUAUGCAACUGCGGCGGGAGGAUCUAUUGAACCAACUCUUGGCCUUUUCUGCCCUAUAGAGGGCGGGGAUUACGUGAUUGACGCAACUGUCAGAGAAUUGGCACGCCACACUGGAGCUGAAGUUUUAGUCCUCGAUUCAGUUCAACUUGCAGCUGGUGAAUGGGGGCAAUUCGGAAGGGCGGCAAAUUGCCUGCAACUACCGAAAAACCCCUUGCAUUUUCCGUCGACAUCACCUUCUCCUCCGUCUAAUCGUAAUUCAAGCAUGACAGAAGAUGAAAAUGAUUCGGACGAGGAUUUUGAGUUUUCGCCGCCCCAGCAAAUGACUUUGACUUUAUUGGCACCUUCGUCCAGCCAAGGUCGGGCUCUACUGGCGUCAAGCCCGCGUCGAAACGCAAUUCCGAGCAAAGCCAAGGUUUUCUUUGACGCCGUCAUAAACACACCGUCUCCAAAUCCAGAUACGGACGAGGACUCGUCAUCCUUAGCUCGCAAUCGACCUAGGAUAGUUUACAUUCGUGACUUCCCGACGCUUGGACCCUCUUCAUCUGUUUGGUACCCUCAUCUUCUUUCUUCUGUGCAGCAGCGACGUCGAGGCCCUAUAUCGAGGCCAUCCUCUGCCGUUCCCAACCCCAUGACUAUUAUAUUUGGGAUGACACCCCCAUUGACCCCUCCAAUUCAUAGCAGCAGUUCAGGACCCAGCAGCGGCUUACUGAGUCUUCUCAUGAGCCGUGGCGCGACCUCUUCUCAGGUGUCAUCCCCUUCAAAACAUCAUAAUUCAGAUUGGAGUGAAGGUGAAGCUGCGGAGAAGGCCAGAGAAGGGCGCCUUCGAAAUCGGCUGAAAAAGUGGGAGAAAGGGAAUUUAAUCUUGCAUGAAGAGUUUCCGAGGUUAUUCCCAACUCCAGAGGGUGACGUUGGUGGCUCGCACAGGCCCGAAGUCAUUGUGAUUGGUGGCAAUGGAAUGCCUCCGCCGUCGCUAUUAAGUGGGGGGACUGCAGUUGCCAGUGGUAGUGCUGGACCUGAAGCUAUACUGCCUUUCUUCCGGGAAUCGGUUCUGGUUCCAAACACUCGGUCGCCUUCACAAGAGCGCGAGACUCGUAUUCAGCGCCGAAGGGAGAUAAACGAGUUGAGCAUGCGUAUGGGAGUUGGUGCUGUAGGUGGUUCAAUUGAAAGCACAAGCGCAGCUUUGGUAUUAGGCAAUCUCCCUUCAAACAAAGAGCCAUCUGCAGACGAGCCCGAGCGAAUGUGGGACCGAUGGGGAAGCAAAAUAGAAGUAUGGAGGAAUGUCCGCAAAAUCGCCGAUCGCGCCGUCGGAAAUGUCAUGUCAGCUCGCGCAGCUGGGUUCAAGGUAGAGAAAGUGACACUAGAUUCGACGGUCGUUCCGUGGUCUGCUGUGAAUAUGGCAUGGAUUGCCAAUAGAUCUGUCCAGGAUAAACGCAAGCUUUGGACCAAGGACUCCUCUUUGACCAAGUCGAUACAAGAGGAAGCCGAGGAUGAGGCCGACACGAAGAGUGGGACUGACCCGGUCACGGAGCGGGUUAAAAAUGACACUGAACUUGACACAUAUGAACAGAGGCUGCUACCUUGUAUUGUUGAUUCAGCUUCUAUGUCAACAUCAUUCAGCCAGGUGCAUUUACCAUCUCAUACCAUCGACUCUGUUCGCACUAUUGUGUCCCUGCCCCUCCUUCACCCUCGAGCAUUUGAGCAAGGCAUUCUCAAGGAGCAUGGUAUGACAGGAUGCCUUCUAUUCGGCCCCCCGGGGACAGGUAAGACUUUGGUUGUCCGUGCUCUAGCAAAGGAGGCUGGUUGUCGGAUGAUCACGAUUUCUCCCUCUGAUGUUAUGGAUAUGUACGUGGGUGAAGGCGAAAAACUGGUUAGGGCCGUGUUUUCUCUUGCCCGUCGUCUGUCACCUUGUGUCGUUUUCCUGGACGAGAUCGACGCUCUGUUCGGCGCACGUAUGUCUGCUCGUGAAAGUGGUGGUGCCAUCGCUCAUAGAGGCGUCAUCACCGAAUUCAUGCAGGAAAUGGAUGGUCUUAAAUCCUCUCGAGAUGACAGCGUCAUUGUUAUCGGCGCCACGAACCGACCUUUUGACUUGGACGAUGCAGUACUCCGCCGCUUGCCACGUCGAUUAUUAGUCGAUCUCCCUGGCGAAAAGGAAAGAGAAGAAAUUCUCAAAAUCCUUCUUCGCGAUGAAUCUCUAGCGGGAGAUAUCGAUGUCCAAUCGCUCGCCAAGAAGACGGAAUCCUUCUCCGGUUCAGAUCUUAAGCACCUCUGUGUUUCGGCAGCACUCGAUUCCGUCAAGGAGAAUGUAGACCUUCCAUGGUCGUCGUCCUCAAAGCCUGAUGUGUUGCCCCUUUCAUCGACUCCACAAGACCUACCAGCCCCCUCUUCUGCAUCGGUCGACGAAUCCCUUAGCGCAGAAAGUCCGACUGAGUCUACCCCAACUGUGGAGGACGAUUUGAGCGUUGCGAACUCCCAGUACCACCCCCGUAUUCUCCAUUUGCGUAACUUCACGAAGGCACUGAAAGAAAUCACGCCAUCGUCUUCUGAAUCCCUCGGCAGUCUUGCGGAGCUACGAAAAUGGGAUGAAGAGUUUGGAGAAGGAAGACGAGACAGGAAGAAGCGCCAGGUUUGGGGUAAGGGUCGGUUUGGAUUCGUAGAUGAGAAGGUCGAGGUGGGUAAAGUCAGUGGUCAAGUUGAAACUUCCCCACCUGUGCCUCCAAACACGCGAUAA